CCGUGUGAGACAAGCAGCAGAUCUCCAGCCUAUACAAGCGUGCGGUGAAUGAAGGGAAGAUCCCUGGUGCCGGGACGCGCUCGGUACUGCUGAGAAUCCACUCCACAUUUCCCCGGUAGCCCGGCUGCUCCUGGAUCGCAGCAGAGCGAUGUGCAGCGCGUCUCUUCGCCUGUCUCUGUCCGGGAUUUCUUGCCUUCCAGUGUGAGGAGACGCUUGCAGCCGUGCUUAGCUCAAGUUCCCUGCGCCCUGCUCCUCACUGACCAGACACUGUCUGACUGGCCGGGCACAUUCACCUUGGCUCUGGCACCCACCGAGCUGCUCGCAGCGUCCAUGCCCGAUUGUGCCAAUGAGCCGCACAGAGUCCAUGUUAGGAAUAAGCGUCGGAUUCCUGGAUGAGCCGGUGUAUAGUGAAAACUUUUCCCUCUCUGCGCUUAGCGGAGUAAGUGUCUAGGGGGCGCCUUUCUCUCGUCUCCUGCACUUAGUGGGGCUUUAAAUUCUCCUUUGGAAUUGGGGGGGUAUUUAUUUGGCAUCGCGGUGGAAGUACCUUACUGGGAUAUAUUGUCGGAUAGCGUGUGGAGGAAUUGUCCCUUUGGAUUAUUCUCGCCUUGGGCAGCAUGUUUGGGAUGGAGCCGGUGCUGUGCUGGGGAGCGGUGCUGCUGUCACUUUGCGCCGGGGCUGAUGUGAGAGUUCGCAGUUGCAGUGAGGUGAGACAAGCAUACAGCGCUAAGGGAUUCAGCCUGGCCAGUGUCCCCUAUCAGGAGAUAGCAGCAAAAAGACUUCUGUAUCAGUCACAAGGAUUCAUGAAGAGAAGAAAAGGGGAACAUUUGCGUAUCUGUCCUCAGGAAUACACAUGCUGCACUUCUGAAAUGGAAGACAAGUUAAGCCAACAGAGCAAAUUGGAAUUUGAAAGCCUUGUUGAAGAAACAAGCCAUUUUGUCCGAGCUACUUUUGUGUCAUGGCAUAGAAAGUUUGACGAAUUUUUCAGAGAACUCCUGAAAAAUGCAGAGAAGUCACUUAACGACAUGUUUGUGAAUACUUAUGGAAUGCUAUAUAUGCAGAACACUGAGGUGUUCCAAGACUUAUUUACCGAACUGAAACGUUACUACACAGGAGGCAAUGUCAACCUGGAAGAAAUUCUCAAUGAUUUUUGGGCACGGCUGCUUGAACGCAUGUUUCAGCUUAUAAAUCCUCAAUAUCAUUUCUCUGAGGACUACCUUGAGUGUGUCAGCAAAUACACAGACCAACUGAAACCUUUUGGAGAUAUACCUAGGAAACUCAAAGUUCAAGUUACAAGAGCACUUAUCGCAGCACGAACAUUUGUCCAAGGUCUCACUGUAGGUCGUGAAGUAGCAAACAGGGUAUCCAAGAUCAGUCCAAACCCUGGGUGCAUUCGUGCCCUAAUGAAGAUGCUCUACUGCCCUUACUGUCGCGGCCUACCAUCAGUGAGACCCUGCAGCAAUUACUGUCUCAACGUGAUGAAAGGCUGUCUGGCCAAUCAGGCUGACUUAGACAUUGAAUGGAAUCUCUUCAUAGAUGCCAUGCUGUUGGUAGUUGACAGAUUAGAGGGACCAUUCAAUAUUGAGUCAGUUAUGGGCCCUAUUGAUGUGAAAAUUUCUGAAGCCAUCGUGAACAUGCAAGAAAACAGUGUGCAGGUGUCAGGAAAGGUCUUUUUAGGAUGUGGCCAGCCCAAGUCUCCACCAUUACUACGGCUUUCACGAUCAUUUUCAGAAAAUAACAAUGUGCGGUUCCAUCCCUACACUGCAGAGGAGAGACCCACAACUGCUGCAAUCACAAGCCUUGACAGACUGAGGACUUUAUGGAGGACAAUGCAGAAUGCUGUUAUUGAAAUCAAAGACAAACUGAAGGUAUCAAAGAAAUUGUGGUCGAGUUUGCCACAUGCAAUCUGUAAGGAAGUGAGAAUAACAGGAGAAAACCCAAAUGAAGACAAAUGCUGGAAUGGGCAGACUAGAGCUCGGUAUCUGCCUGAAAUUAUGAAUGAUGGACUUAUAAAUCAGAUCAAUAACCCAGAGGUGGAUGUAGACAUCACAAGGCCAGAUACAUUCAUAAGACAGCAAAUCAUGGCACUCCGAGUGAUUACGAACAAACUGAAGAAUGCAUACAAUGGGAAUGAUGUCAACUUCCAGGAUACAAGUGAGGAAACCAGUGGCUCAGGAAGUGGCAGUGGGUGCACUGAUGAUAUCUGUCCGACUGAGUUUGACUUUAUCACCACCGAAGCACCACUUUUUGACUCAGACAGGGGGGAGAUGGACUUUUCUGCAGGAUCACAGAUUAGCCAGUCACAUUUCACAGUGCUCAUAUGUGUCAUCCUGGUACUACAGAGACAAUGGAGAUAAUCUAUAAGCUCCUGGGACUGUUUUAGUUAUAAAUAAUAGUCAAUUUUCUUCUUUUCCUACACUUUUUUGGGCAAUGGACCAUUUCGCAACCACUGACGUUUCUACUUCUGCUUUCUUUUGUUCCUUGCUCCCCUUUAAUUACAGGCACCAGUGUUAUAUUCUAAGAGUUUCUUUUUGGAGAAUUUGAUUUUUGGAGAAUAUUCCAUAGAGGCCCUUGAGAACAUUGUGUUAAGCUACAAGCAACAACAAAAAAGAAAGGUUUCAGAAUAUAGCCUUAGAUUUUAAAUUAAAAAGCUUGGACAGCAUGUUGUGCCAUUCACAGCUAAAUACUGUAUGUCUACACACAGGUCCAUCAUAAUUGGAUAAUGCAUGUAAUGUUUCAGUAAGCUAAGCAAUUUCACUUAGCACUACCACAUCCUGAUCUCCGCUGUAAUGAAAAGGAAGAAUAUGUGCAGCCACUGCUAUCUGAAAAGGAGCUAAUGUUACAUGGAGCAGAGAUAAUCGGACAUGUAUCUCUGGGAUUGUUCUGUAUAGGAUGCAGAGAAAAUUGCAUUACGUAGGUGUCUGAAAAAUAACCUGUGUAAUAUCAUAUAUCAAGAUCUGUCAAGGAAUAGAAUGUUUUAGGCAUGCAACAAGCAUUUUUGUUAUCAUACUACACUUUACAAGUGUAAUUUGUCCAAGAUUUAGUCCAUUUAUUUUGCAGUCUCCCUUUAUUGUGGAUCCUUGCAUUUUUAUGCCUGGUUGGGUUUCAUCCAUGUGGUUUCAUCCAUGUGGGGAGGUGAGCACUUUUGAGCUUCAGGAAUUGCUCUUAACAUUGUAGGAGAGCUUGAUGCACCUCUAGUCUAUAGACCCCACAGACCCUCCACGAAUAAAAGCAACAGACUUUUAUAAUAAUGAGGGUCAGGCAGAUAGCCUAGAUAGAUAAGUAGCACCUCUGAAAUAUUUUUGAUUUCCCAGCAGUUUACCAAACAUUUAAUUUACUUUAUUUUAAAGUGAAGGAACGUGAACAAAGAAAGAAACUAGCACAUUGUCUGCAUACUUGUAUUUAUGCCCCACUGAGGUAAGUAGCUCCCUUGUAUGAAAAAAGUUUUGCAGUAUUCCCAUACAGAUCAAAAUGUAUCAAUCAUUAUAACAUGCUUAAGAAUUCAUUGGCUUUCAAAACAAUUGAUGUACCCCAUAUGUGCCAGUAAGCUUGCAGAGGAAUUGUUAAAAUCAGCAGAUUAUUGCCAGAGCCCAGCAGUUACAGAGUUGAAUCCAUUGCUAGCACCACCAGGUAUCAAGGUGCCCAUAUUUACUAAUCUUGCAUAAAAAAAAAUACAUGCAUAUGUAGGGUUGCCACCUAUCCAGUUUUAACCCGGACAACCCAAUUUUCGGAAGGGCUGUCUGGGUCAAAACCACCUGCCCAUUUCUCCAAAUUAGGAAAACUGGGGCAGGUCUCACUGAAAUUGAUGCGGCUUCUGACUGCUUUUAAAGUUAUUACCAUGACAUAUAGAAAAGGUGACAAUAGACUUUCUCCUUUAAAACAUAAUUUUUUGUUUUUUUCACAUGCACUGGAGCUGGUUUGUGGUGCAGCAUGAAUAUAUUGACAUAAUACACAAUAUAUUUAUACCCAUCUAUCAGUUACCCUUAUCCAGAGGAACACAAUGCAUUACUGCCCACCAAUAUGUUUGUGGUUAAGAACAAGUGCAUGGCCUAUGCCAGAAGCUAAUUAUGAGCACCAAAAGAUGUAGGUGUCAUAUGCAUACCUCUAACCUCUGGCUGCCAUAAAAAACCCACAAUAAAGCAUGUCACUGUCUAAACAAUAAUUACCUUCUUAAAAAACUGUCCCACUGGGGCUACCCUUACAUAGUUUAGUAAUCAUUUCACAUUUGUAACAUUUAACAUUAUAAACCUAUGAUGGCAACUUAUAGCAAUAUCGUUGCCCAUCCUUGACUUAAGCCAUGACCAGGGAACAAUGAAAAAUAUUAUUUUCAAACAGUACUGUAUGAAUAGUAAUAAUAAUGUAAAAUAUGCAAUCACUAUUGGAAACAAAUUGGUAACGCAGUUCAAUGUUCCAUAUACAGAACAUACCAAAUUCAUAAUUGUGAUGACAGGAGUUAAUUAGAAUAGGUUUUAAUCUUUGAGAUAAGCAAGUUUUGAAAGUUUGUUAAUAUCGUCAGGAGACGGUGUAAAACUGGUCAAAAAAAGAGGACCUUUCCCCAAUAUGCCCACCUAAGGUUAAGUUCUAGGGCCCAUGCAGUCCCCAACAGAAAAAUCAAACCUGCCAAAACAACAUAUGCCCAAUUUUCGUCAAGAUAUUGAUCAGGUUGGCUCAUUAGUCCGAAGGGCCUAAAUCGGCAACUCAAAUCUGCCUGUGUAAGGCCACCUUUAGAGAAGUCAAGUGUUUUAUUUGAUUGAUAUCUGUGAUGUUUUAUUCUGAUUUAUAAAGCCGGUCUGUGCACAACAUCAUUAGCAAUGAUAUAAUAUUAUUGCAGAGACUGCAUUUUAAAGAUGUUAUCACAAAUUGGAAAGUUUAAGGUAAGUCUAAAGAGGACAGACUCCCAUCAAUGUAAAGGCUUUAUCAAAAUCAGAUGUAUUCACAUGCCUACACAUAGCUUACAUAUACCAUGGUCUUAUUAGCACAAAUGAGUUUUCUUUUCAUUAAGGGAAAAUGUUACCCUCUUUUGUCAUUAGCUUAUAGCUUUAUGUAGAAAAGUUGCAUUAAUGCUAUCUGAGAUUCCAUAAAUAAAUAUAAAUGUCUUUUUCCUACACAAACAUACCUGAUUUCACUCAUUGAAAAAAGCUAUGAUACUCGUAUGAGUAAUUUCCACACAAUGUAAUGCAACCCCACCCAUGCCUUUUAUUCUGGAGUAAUGUAUUCUGAGACUUGAAGUCCUUCUGCUUUGCAGAGAAUCUGUGCACCACUUGCUAUGGAAAACAGAGGGACUUCAAGUCCCACAUAACGUUACUUAAUGGCAUACAUAAGUGUGGGGCUGCACCACAUCUUUCACUAGUGGCAACUUGUACAUUCGUAAAUGGAAUUAGCAAGUGAUUAGUUGCAGCGAUUGGGUUUUUAAAAAUGGCGGCGACUAAUCUCCCCAUUUGUCUCUGCUCUAAGAGACAGUGAACUGCCAGCCUGUGAACAGAGAUAGAUAUAAUGGGUCCCUAUUUUCUGAUGCAUAUCAUCAAUACACAAGCUAUUGUUCUAGAGUUGCCAGCUUUUUUCCCCCUAGGUAUUUUAUUUGUGCGGAACAGGGGUGCUAAUUAACACAGAGCAUUUGUUCUGUAUUUGGAUCAUUCGUUGUAGGUUUCUCAUGGGUGGAAAGAAAUCAUCACCAACAAAUUAAAUGGAUGUGGCUUUCCAACUAAUUAUAGAUGCACAUUGUUUUUAUUUUGUUGUACAUGUUACAUACAUGUACCUUACACACAUAAUGUUCUGCUGUUAUAUAUAGUAUAUAUUAUGAUAAUUGACAUUACUGCAAAACAGCUGGAUUAUAUCUGCCUCAAAAAACCGAGAGAAUAUGUUUGAAACUUUGUUUUUAAAUACAUUAAGAUAUUAAUUUUUUAGACAAGCUCCUAUGAAUAAAACUUCCCCAGAGACUACUCACCUGUGUAUUUUCAUUUUUCCCAUUGUUCUAUGCCUUCAGCCCAUUCUGCAUAGUGGCUUAUCUGGGAUAUUAUGUUCUACACUUGAACACAAAGCACCUUCCUUGGUCCAAAACACUGUGAGGAUAUCCAACCCAUAAGUGUGGGGGAUACAAAAAGGGUAAAACCUAUAGAUGAAGCUAUCCAACAUUCUUCUUUGACAGAUAGAUGCUCCUUCCCUUAAACCUUACAGCCGCCUCUUGGCAGAGUUAAAAGUGGUAGUCAAAAGCGAAAUUAACCUGUAAUUCAGUUAUGGAGUAGAUUUUACAUGAAGAUAAUUUCCUCACAGUUUUUCCCAGUAUUCAUUAAUAUUGCAAUGUGUUCCAUUAAUUUAACUCAACAUAGAUAUGCAAGUGACUGCUGGUACCAAGGUUCUUUCACUUUUUUAGUAUUAGUAUUAUCAUCUAUUUUUAUAGCUAUGUAAGUGUAUAUAUAUAUGUAUAUAUAUAUAAGUAUGACAAUUUCAGAAUUUUACUUAAUGGAAAGCUCAGGGUUGACACCUCUUUUAGCAAAAUAGUUUUGUCAACCAGGUUCUUUAAUUUGAUUUAUUUAAUCCAGUAAAUAGAACAUGAGUAAGCCGAUGUCUUGGCAAGACGUUAUAUAUUUCAAAUUGUAUUUACGAACUUGUGUUGGUCACUUGGUCACAGAAUUUUUUUCUAUGGUAUACUAACACAUUUAUUUUCCAAUAAGCCUAAUUGUGUCUGUCCUUCUUGUGGUUUUUGAGUUCUUUGCAUUCUAUGCUUCAGAUUGCCAAAGUGCAAUUGGAAAUGAAGCCUGUUUGCUAUAAUAAGUGAUCCCUGCAACCAGAACAGAACCAGAAACAUUUUUUUAUUGUUGUUAUAUUUCUAUAUCUUUUUUUUUGCAGCCAUUCAGACAUCUAGUCAGUUGUUAAGAUACAUGAGCCUAGCACACUCAAAGCAGGUUAAAUGACAAAAGGAGAAAGUAAAUAAUUCAAAACCCACAAAAAUAAAUAACGCCAAAUGCUAGUUGUCCUAGAAUAACAUUGUCUAUAUUAUGUUCACAAUUAAACAACCAAAAUCAGCUGCAUUGUGGGCAAUCACUUCCACAUCCAAUUCCAAUGCUUUAGGGCACUGUCUAUAAAGCAUUGUACUUCUAAUUUUAAGCUGAGCUUCCUCUUAAAGUUGGGGCCUUUAAAAUUGGCAAACCUGACUCCAACAAGACUGGAUAAAAUGGUUCUUUCAAAAUAUUUGUGAAAUACUAUAACAUUAUGUACAACCAAAUGACAGUCUCUCAGGUGUGUCACUAACCAAAAUGAAGGUCAGCUUCCCUGAAUAUAUGCGCUUCCCUUUAAAUGAAUGUAGACAGAAGAAUAAGGACAUGGACAUGGCUAGAAUAUACAAUAUAUAUGUUGAACAAUGGAAUACUACUGUUCUGAUUUGCAUUUAAAAAAUGUCUUACUUUACUCAAAUCUAUUUUCCAACAAUGCAGUUCAUGGCAUUAACUAUUCAGGCAUUUGUUGGCAAUAAAAGUAUGACUAUUCCCGAAAUAAAUGUGACAUGGCAAUGUAUUUAUGUUUACAGUCCUAAAAUCUCUGAACUCAUGCAGUAAAACUGAAAAUACCUGCUAAUUAUUAUCAAUGUAUUAUUGCUGAAUAUAUGUACUAUGACAUGCCAGGAUUUGAUAAUAUAUCGAUAUAUUGAUAUAUAUGUAUAGAAUGACCACCAAACCUAAUUUGUACUUUGUUUAUUGAGAACACAUCAUUUUUUGAAGAUAUUAAUUUGCAGAAAAAUGAUAAUAAACAAUAAACCACUACCAA
This is a messenger RNA of Xenopus tropicalis (tropical clawed frog), 7755 nucleotides long. RefSeq names its product glypican 6 (gene gpc6). Lineage: Eukaryota; Metazoa; Chordata; Amphibia; Anura; Pipidae. Gene Ontology annotation, cellular component: extracellular matrix; plasma membrane. Gene Ontology annotation, biological process: regulation of signal transduction. The transcript has 11 exons. The coding region runs from base 615 to 2354 and encodes 579 amino acids. The record is from RefSeq and is a predicted model, not a curated record.